Molecule: messenger RNA, 1126 nt
Organism: Lonchura striata (white-rumped munia)
Lineage: Eukaryota; Metazoa; Chordata; Aves; Passeriformes; Estrildidae
Source: RefSeq, a predicted model, not a curated record
GUGGGCGUGGCCCCGUUCGGUGGGCGUGGGCCGUUCGGUGGGCGUGGCCCCGCUGCCGCUGCCGUCGCCCGUGGAGACCCCGGGAGCGGCGCUCGGAUCAUUACACCGAUAAAAUCAAGGCAAGCUGGACAGGGAGCAAGUCUGCCUAUGUAGGCAGGACCUCCGUGCUCCCGGAAUUCCAUGGAAAUGUCGGGAAAAGCAGGCGGCAGCGGCAGCAGCGUCGCCCAGGCGCGCAGGACGGUGCAGCAGCUCCGGGCCGAGGCGUCCAUGGAGAGGAUCAAGGUGUCCAAGGCGGCGGCGGAGCUGCUGCUGUACUGCGAGGAGCACGCCCGGAAGGACCCUCUGCUGCUGGGCAUCCCGGCCUCCGAGAACCCCUUCAAGGACAAGAAAACCUGCGUUGUGCUCUAGGGCGGGCGGCUGCCGCGCCCCUGGGUGCCCCGAGCUCCUGGGGCCGUUCGCCAACUCCAGCGCGACCAAAGUUGCCUGAGCUUUGCAGGUGAAGCGAAGCUGUACAGACCUGAUGGAAUCACUGGGUUUACAUUUUAUAAAAUUAACGAUUUUUUUAAAUUUUUUUUUUUUUUUUAAUUUUUUGGCGGGGUCGUGCCCCUGCUGGCAGCACCUGUUUGUGCACGGGCACGCUGAAAAGUGCAUUUUCUAGCAAAAUCUACCUUGCAAAAAAUGAUUGUAGCAGCUGCUGGGGAGCUCUGCCUCAGCCUUCCUCCUGCUGGCCUCUCAUCCCAGGGCUUUUCCAGGAUAAAGUUGGGAAUCAGAGAUGCUUUCCCUGCUUUCCGUGGGUUGGAAAAGCAGAAUUUCCAGCUUGGAUUCUGCUGCCUUUUCUUCUCGAAUAAAAAACUUUAUUAGUGAAAAACACACCCUCAAAGAAAUUAAAAAAGAGAGGCUGGAGGUGCCCUGGCAGAGCUGGAGGAACGCUGCCCUCACCCCCAGCCCCAGCCGGGUUCUGAGCAGGGAGUCAGAGCUUGACUCGUUUUUAUAAAAAAAAAAAUCAAUUUUUAAACAGGAAAAAUGCCAAAUUAGCUCCAGCUUGUGAUUAUGCAUUUAUAAUUGAGGGCCUUUCCAUCUAGUAUAUAUUUUAUAUAUACAUAUAAUAAAAAUGUCUUUCUCUGUG